AAUGCCAUGCUCAGGAAGGUGGCGGUGGCAGCUGCCUCCAAACCCCACGUGGAGAUCCGCCAGGACGGGGACCAGUUCUACAUCAAAACUUCUACCACUGUCCGCACCACUGAGAUCAACUUCAAAAUCGGAGAGAGCUUCGAGGAGGAGACGGUGGAUGGACGAAAGUGCAGGAGUUUGGCCACUUGGGAGAACGAAAACAAGAUCUAUUGCAAACAAACUCUCAUUGAGGGAGAUGGCCCCAAAACAUACUGGACUCGAGAAUUAGCUAAUGAUGAGCUGAUUUUGACCUUUGGUGCUGAUGAUGUUGUGUGCACAAGAAUUUAUGUAAGAGAGUAAAACCAUCAAUUUCCUUGUCAUCUGGGCUGAAGUGGAGAACUGUGAAAAUCCCCAGUCUAAGGAGUAUCUGUGUGUGCUGUUCCUAAUGCAGUGUCGUAUGUGACUGUGUGUGUUAUACCUGAACCCAGAGCCUCUGUCAAGUGUAUUUUGCUUUCAUUUUUCAUUGCAGACACUAUUCCUUCCCACUUUUAUGCCAUCAUUUUUCAUGUCUGCUUUGUAUUUUGUAGUUGUCACUUGCUAUGGUUUCCUUGGUUAUUAAACUUAUUGGGCAGAACUCACA
Acanthisitta chloris (rifleman) is the source of this 619-nucleotide messenger RNA. RefSeq names its product cellular retinoic acid binding protein 1 (gene CRABP1). Bases 7 to 339 code for a protein of 110 amino acids. The record is from RefSeq and is a predicted model, not a curated record. NCBI's taxonomy places the organism in Eukaryota, Metazoa, Chordata, Aves, Passeriformes, Acanthisittidae. Gene Ontology annotation, biological process: fatty acid transport. Gene Ontology annotation, molecular function: fatty acid binding. The transcript has 3 exons. Gene Ontology annotation, cellular component: cytosol; nucleus.